CGCCAUCUCUCCUCCAUGCAACCGUCGCCAUGAGCCAGGAGUAUUUCCCCGCCAGUGGCCCCUCCUCCGCCGGCGAGGGCUCGUCGUCCUCGUCCAGACCCCGUUAUCCCUCGCAGUCUCCGCCGCCCGAGGAGCAUUCGCCCUCCAAUCCUGAUUUCACACGUCCGACACCCCCGCCGGCCUACAUGACCGUCGGCAAUGGCUCGACCUCCGAGUCCGCCACCGCCCUGAUGGCCUCCCUGAACCAGGACUCUGGGUAUGGCGGUAGUCUUCCGGCUGGCAGCCUGAUGGAAGGGGAUGCUGAAAGCAACUGGAAGGCCGAUCUGAUGGUCGAUAGACCGACUCCGAUGCAAACCCCGACGCAUCUGGGACAGUGGAAUCCUGCUGCCGAACACGAGAGACAGGUCGUCGCGAGCCAUGUCCAUCAACUACUAUACAACUCCAACCGCACCAAGCUGGCGCGUGCCAUCUCCCGCACCAUCGACACCUUGAAGGAACUGCAGGAUAUGAACCGUCAAUGGCCCGCCCACUAUCCCUCCGUCCAGAGCACCCCCGGCUCUCCGUUGCAUAAACCCGCGCUGCAGAAGAGAUCCUCGUUUUUCGGGGAGGGGGAUGCGGCGAUGGAGGACUUGCCCCGACCUGGGGCGAUCCGGCGCGCUGCGACGAUGACCGGUGGCGAGGAUCUGGCCGAGUCGAGUGCCGCGGCGGAGCGUCGCGUGCCGUCCGAGCCGAGACUGAUGAGUCCGCAGAUCGCGCAGGAGUUCUCGAUUCUGAAGCUGGAUUUGAAGCUGGGCGCCCUGUCGCAGGCCGAGCUGGUACACUCGCUGGAGAAGGCGUCGAUUGCGUCGCUGCUGGAUGGCAAGAUCAGUCAGAGCGUCAAGCAUCUCCUGUCGCUGCGCGACCGCAUCGAGGAUACGGCGAGCAAGGUUCUCAUCACCGGUGAUCUGAAUGCGGGCAAGUCGACUUUCUGCAAUGCGCUCCUGCGGCGCAAGGUUCUGCCGGAGGAUCAGCAGCCCUGCACCAGCAUCUUCUGUGAGGUGCUGGAUGCGCGUGAGAACAGUGGCAUCGAGGAAGUGCACGCCGUGCACAAGGACGUGCCGUACAACCGCAACGAUGAGAGCACCUACGAUGUGUAUGCCCUGCAUCAGCUGGAGGAUAUCGUCAUCGAUAACUCCAAGUACAUGCAGUGCAAGGUCUACGUGAAGGAUGUGCGGACAAUCGAUGAGUCUCUUCUCAACAACGGCGUUGUGGAUAUUGCCCUGAUCGAUGCGCCUGGAUUGAACUCGGAUUCGCUGAAGACGACGGCGGUGUUUGCCCGCCAGGAGGAGAUUGAUGUCGUCGUGUUUGUGGUUUCGGCUGCCAACCAUUUCACUCUUUCGGCCAAGGAAUUUAUUCUUAAUGCUGCGCACGAGAAAGCGUACAUGUUUAUUGUUGUUAAUGGUUUCGACCAGAUUCGCGACAAGCAGCGUUGCGAGCGCAUGAUCUUGGACCAAAUCGGCAAGCUGAGCCCUCGCACCUACAAGGAGUCGGCGGAGCUUGUGCACUUUGUGUCCAGUAACGCUAUCCCGGUGGCCCCUCCGGUUUCGGUUGAGAGCUCCGGCGGUGGCGGUGAUGAUGGAUCGGACGAUGAUGAGGAUAGGCCCAAGGGCAAGGACAAAGGAAAGGGCAAGGAGAAGGAGAAGAUCCAGGACUUUGAGAACCUGGAGAGCUCCCUGCGGCGGUUUGUUCUCGAGAAGCGCUCCCGCUCGAAGCUUGCUCCUGCUCGGACCUACCUGUUGAACUUGCUGGCGGACCUCAACUCACUGGCCUCGGUUAACCGCGAUGUUGCCCAGACGGAGCUCAAGCGCGUCACGGACGAGCUGGCAGAGCUGGAGCCGGCCUACGAGGAUGGUAAGAAGAGGAAGCUGGAGGUUGGAGACAAGGUCGAGAAGCUCGUUGACGAGUCGUGCGACGAUGUCUACAACCACACACGGUCUACCUUGGGCGAGACUAUUGCCCGUGUCUCGGAGGCUGAUCUGGGUGUCGAAUACCCCGGCCUCUUCUCGGCCUUCCAGUAUGCGGAGGACCUCAAGGUUGCCAUGUUGGAGCAGAUUGCUGCGUCGGUGACUGACUGCGAGGACUACGCUCGCGACAAGACGGUGCAGGGCGUCGGCUUCAUCCAGAACAUCGGUCUCCUCCACGUUGGCGAGGACAAGUUUGCCCCCUUAAACUUCCGCGCGGAUAUGAUGUUCCGUCGGGGACGUCGUCACACCUUUGCCAGGCAAGUGGACACGGAAGUCGAACUGUGGGACUUCUUCGAUAUCUCGGGUCUCUGGGAGCGACAGGAGAAGGUCGCCGGCACGGGCAUGGCCAUGACUGCCGUGACUGUUCUUGGAGGCCGAGCCUUGGGUGGGAUCAGCUGGGUGGACAGCAUGUUCAGCGCUGCGAAGUUCCUGGGCCCGAACAACUUGCGCCGUCUCUUCCUUCCCAGUAUUGCGGCAGCUGCCGUCUUGACUGCCGCCUGGAUGCUCUCCUCUAUCCCGACAACCCUCCCUCCCCGUCUAUCCCGCAAGCUCGCCGUCACUCUCUCCGAGAUGGACUAUGUCCACUCCAACGCCACGCGCAUCUCCUCCGAAGUCCGCCGCAUCCUGCGCCUCCCGGCCGGAAACCUCCAGACCAGCCUCUCCCAAGACAUCGAAGACCUCGGACGACGCAAGCAGGAAGUCAGCAAGACCAAGCACGAGAGCGAAGGCGCCUGCAAGUACUUCUCCAACCUGUUCCGCGAGAGCGGCGAGAACCGUACCUCCGUCUCGAACAUCGACCUCGAUGCGCCGCUCCCCGGCGGUCUCGCGGCCCACUAGAAAAGCCCUCUUCUGGAUUUCUGCUUACAUGCAAUCUUCACUUCAUCCGUGUACAAAAGAUAAUGAUGCUGUACGACCUUUCUCUCCCGACCUUUCUCUUUCUUUCAUUGUGUGUGUUGGUGCUGUGCUGUGCUGUGUUGCCAUGCUUGAUCAAACCCAUCCCAUGUCCCUGCCCCCUCAAAAUAUCCCAUGUACAUUCACCUCUCUCUCUCACUUUUUAUUAUCUCCCUCUACGCACUUUUAUUAUCAUUACCCCACCCCCAUCCGCCUGUCGUUUGUCUCGUCCAUAGGCUAGUCUUAGGACACACUCCGAAUUGAUCUUCGGAGGUGAGAAUGAUGGAUUAUGGCGUCCCUGCCUGCCUGUUUCUUCGAUUUUCGGCUUGAUUCAACUUAAGCUUUCUUGUGCUUGAUUUGCUUUCGUGGCGUGCAUUGGCGUCUUAGAGCUUAAUUGCAUCGUAUGAUGAUUAAUAC
Aspergillus heteromorphus CBS 117.55 is the source of this 3311-nucleotide messenger RNA. RefSeq names its product mitofusin. The transcript has 4 exons. Gene Ontology annotation, molecular function: GTP binding; GTPase activity. NCBI's taxonomy places the organism in Eukaryota, Fungi, Ascomycota, Eurotiomycetes, Eurotiales, Aspergillaceae. Gene Ontology annotation, cellular component: mitochondrial outer membrane. Bases 30 to 2840 code for a protein of 936 amino acids. The record is from RefSeq and is a predicted model, not a curated record. Gene Ontology annotation, biological process: mitochondrial fusion.